This is a messenger RNA of Alnus glutinosa, 1048 nucleotides long. Its product is annotated as replication protein A 32 kDa subunit A-like. Lineage: Eukaryota; Viridiplantae; Streptophyta; Magnoliopsida; Fagales; Betulaceae. The transcript has 10 exons. Gene Ontology annotation, cellular component: chromosome, telomeric region; site of double-strand break; DNA replication factor A complex. Gene Ontology annotation, biological process: double-strand break repair via homologous recombination; DNA replication; nucleotide-excision repair. Bases 184 to 732 code for a protein of 182 amino acids. The record is from RefSeq and is a predicted model, not a curated record.
UGCAGACAGAUGAAAUAAGACAGGAAUUUGAUGAAGAUAUGUCCAUCCUGCGUGCUUUCUCAAUUGUUUUUGAAAGGAGGCCAGAAUUGAGGAUAGAGGGCCUUACCCAUAAUGUGCUUCAGUGGUAUUUGUGUAGAAUGGAAGGCUGGUUUUUUCUGCGGAUGCUGAUACCAUCUCAAUAAAAUGUUUUGGAUCAGGAUGAAUGAGAAUUUUGACACAAUAGAAAUGGAGAAAAUACAAGAUGGAAUGUAUGUUCGUGUUAAUGGACACUUGAAGAGCUUUAAAGGUGUCAAGCAAUUAGUUGCCUUCUCUGUCAGGCCUGUGACAAACUUUGAUGAGGGUUCCUUCCAUUUUAUCGAUUGCAUACAUAACCACUUGCAAUCUAAAUCACAGUUGCAAGCCCCGACCCAGCCUCAGUCGGGGGAUAUAUCCUUGAGCAUUCCUGUGAAGAAUGAAUCAAGUGAAUCAAGUGGAUAUCAGACAGCCCCAUCUAGUCAAUUAUCUGGGCAAUUUAGCAGUGAUGGGCUCAAGAGCUGUGAUCAAUUGGUCCUUGACUAUCUGCAGCAGCCUUCAAGCAUUGGACAGGAAAAGGGGAUACACAGGGAUGAACUUUCACGGCAGCUAAAACUUCCUGUGGAUAAGAUUAUGGAAUCAAUUAGGGCUCUUGAGGAGGAGGGUUUGAUAUACUCCACUAUUGAUGAGUUUCACUACAAGUCAACUGCAUGUGGUUGAUAUUCUUGAGAUUCAUGGAGACUAUGGAGUGGACCGGAAACUCUAAUUGAAAUAUAAUAUAUAUGUCACCUAACAGCUGCCUUCUAUAAUGGCCACUUGCUCACCAAACGGUGUAUAUUGACUAUCAAUAACUACAAUUUAUUUAUAUAAUAUUUUAUUAUUUUUUUUUUUUAAAAAAAAAAUUUAUAUGUUUAUAGGAGCUAGGUCACGUGGGUUCGAUGAAUCAGAGUAUGCACAUGAUUGCACAGUCUUUUCUAUCUGUCUAUAAAACCUGUUCAAUUUGAAUUAGGUAGUCCACUCUUGUCCGGAUGUGAAU